AUGGAAGGAUAUACGGACUUUAAAGUUUCGCCGUCACUCGUCGAGACCAUGAUUGGCGACAUGUUCUUCAGAAACGAAGAAAUGCUGGACAAUGCCGAAGACGACGAUGAAGACGAACUUGUAGCGAAUGACGCAGCAGAGGGAAUAGCCACGAAAAUCGCCAAGAAGUCCAGCGACAAGACGCAUGCGAUGAAGUUAUUCGUCAAGAUCUCGGAGACAGGAUUACUUCAUCAUUGUCAAGAAUUUGAUGCGUUACGAAGUCGCAUUGGACCAUCGCUGAGCGACGACGUGAAGCUAGACGUCGUGCGCGAGGUCGAUACCCACGCGAAAAAACUAUUGGUUGCCCAGCAGAGCGUGCGAGAAAAGCGCGAAACCAAAAAUCUGCCUUGCGAGAAAGAUGCACCGCCUGCCUUGUCUGCGAAGCUUGUCAAGAAGUCGCCGUGA
This is a messenger RNA of Hyaloperonospora brassicae, 444 nucleotides long. The record is from the annotation of a GenBank genome assembly. Lineage: Eukaryota; Oomycota; Peronosporomycetes; Peronosporales; Peronosporaceae.